This is a messenger RNA of Bipolaris zeicola 26-R-13, 309 nucleotides long. RefSeq lists its product as uncharacterized. The transcript has a single exon. The coding region runs from base 1 to 309 and encodes 102 amino acids. The record is from RefSeq and is a predicted model, not a curated record. NCBI's taxonomy places the organism in Eukaryota, Fungi, Ascomycota, Dothideomycetes, Pleosporales, Pleosporaceae.
AUGAAGCUACUCUCCGCAACUUUUCUGGCUGUCGCCCUCCUGUCGCAGCUUGCAGUAGCACAAACUUUACAAAUUACUUGCGAGCAAACAGGAUCCCUUGUAAACAAAAUGUUUUGUGCAUAUACUCAAAAAGAAACCUCCUGUGUCACAACCUGCACUGCAGAGCAAGUCAGGAACAAAGCCGUAGUAUCUUGUGUAUGUAUCUCUGCUCCAGAAAUAUCUGGUGAGGCUAACUUUGGCAGACUGCUUCCUGUUGAUCCAACCACUCCUGCGUCAGGAUCCAACAGAGACAAUAAGGAGGAGGUUUAA